AUGGUGUAUCAGCAGCAGCAACAAGGGCAAUACGUUUUUUACGCGAAUGAAGGUUAUGAUAGAAUUAGCUCUAUCUAUAACGUUUCGUCUAAUGUUUCCAUGGUUCCGCCCUCGCCACCGGAACCGAACGUACCGAUUCACAUCGAAAAUUACGAAAGGGAUGAACUAAUUGUAUACUCAUCGAACUACAAGUUCACCCUUGAGAUAGAUCAACUCCUAACGAACUCUUCCACUUGUCGAAGAGCUACUCGAGGAAAAAAAUCCGGACCACCACGUCCUCAAAAUUCUUACAUAUUAUAUUUGAGAGACACGACUGCAAGAAUCAAGCAGGAUCCGGAAUUUUCCAAGGAGCAUCCGAGCAAAAGGUCUAAGAUCAUAGGCAAAAUGUGGAAGAAUGAGCCACAAAGCGUCAAAGACCUUUUUGAAUCAUUGGCUAAAUUGGCAAGGAAAAACCACCUUAAUACGUACCAGAAUUACCAAUACAAACCGAGUAAAGCUCAAAAAAAGAAUUCUGUUGAGCAAAAAUCACAAACUCCGCCCCUCUCCGAGUCAAUCGUGUCGACACCCGUUUCCACGCCGGUAUCUAGUUCACCGACUUUAGAUUUUGACGCCAUAUUUGAUUUGAAUUUAUAUUACGACAAUUCAAGUCAUGAUUCACAUGGUUGCGUCAGUCCAUUGGCUGUUCAUAAAGUGAACCCAUACAAGCCAGAUGGAAAUUAUUUCGAAAGCGUUUUCAACGAUCCUUCGAGCGAUAGAACCACCUUAUAA
This is a messenger RNA of Funneliformis geosporum, 768 nucleotides long. The record is from the annotation of a GenBank genome assembly. Lineage: Eukaryota; Fungi; Glomeromycota; Glomeromycetes; Glomerales; Glomeraceae.